Molecule: messenger RNA, 2247 nt
Organism: Sordaria macrospora k-hell
Lineage: Eukaryota; Fungi; Ascomycota; Sordariomycetes; Sordariales; Sordariaceae
Biological process (GO): double-strand break repair; regulation of DNA-templated transcription
Cellular component (GO): Ino80 complex
Source: RefSeq, a predicted model, not a curated record
AUGGUCGGGAAAGUCAGCGAACGCGUCCUUCUCAGGGAGGGGUUGGAGCGUACCGACAAUGGCAUGAAGCAGACAAGUUGGCCCGACGUCGUCCCCAUCAACCAGAAGAACUAUUACACUGAUUAUAUGAAGCGGGAUGACCAGAUCCUUUCCCUCAGACUCCAAAGCGAACUCAAUAGAGACCGGCUUGUACAAAGCGCCAAAGACCGCGAUCGCGCCCUCAACUACACCAAUGGCGAAGUACCUCUGCCUCUCGACGAGCUCCAGGGCGAUGAUGGACCGACAUCCGCAGCAUAUGCCGAGCCGUCCAAGGUCAUCGUCAUCCACCCGGGAAGUCAAAACCUCCGAAUUGGCUUUGCGAGCGACGCGCUUCCAAAAACCAUCCCCAUGGUUCUCGCGACAAAGUACCCACAGACAGAGUCGGAAAUGUACGAAGCGCUACCGAGGAGGCAGUUCGAGGCUAGAACAACCGAGCAGCAAUACGGCGAAGACUGGUCCAAGAAGUACCAAAAGAUGUCCAAUGAUCUCAAGGCCGACAUGCGCGCAAACAGGCGCAAAGUUCUCCCCAACUCGAAAGAUCUGGUUCUCAAUUUCAACCGCCGAACAGAGGCCGAGGUCAUCUCCACCCACAACGAUCCCCUUCAAGUCGACUGGACUGAUGUCAACGCUCUGGAAGACCCGGAUUCGAACACGUCUGUGUUCAUUGGACAACAGGCGCAACGCAUUGCCGACGACUCCAACCCCAAAUUCAAGCUAUGGUGGCCGAUACAACAUGGCUGGAUGAACGAGGAUGACUAUCCCACAAAAGCCCACCUAUUCAACGACAUCGAGACCUUACUUGACCGUGCUUUGCGAUAUGAUCUGGGUCUGAAGCGAAGUACCGAAUGGAAACAGUAUAGCUGCGUCUUCGUCAUCCCAGAUCUCUACGACAAGAAGUAUGUGGAGCAAAUACUGCACCUCUGCGUGGAGUGGUUCGAGUUCAGCAAGAUCUCGUUCAUACAAGAGAGUAUGGCGGCUUCGUUUGGUGCCGGCUACACACAGGCCUGUGUUGUAGACGUCGGCGCACAAAAGACCUCCAUUACCUGUGUUGAGGAUGGACUCUGCAUCGAGGACUCCCGCAUCAACCUUAAAUACGGCGGCUACGACGUUACCGAAACUUUCAUCAAGAUGAUGCUUUACGACAACUUCCCAUACCAGGAAAUCAAUCUACGACGAAGAUACGAUUUCUUGUUGGCCGAGGAGCUAAAGAUCAAGUACUGCACGCUAUCCCAGGCCAACAUAUCUGUUCAGAACUCCGAUUUCCACGUGCGCGCUCCUAACCAGCCCACUCGCAAAUACCAGUUCAAAUUCUACGAUGAGGUUAUUCUGGCCCCUAUGGGCUUCUAUGACCCUUCUAUUUUUGACAAUAGCACCAAGCUUAGAGGUAGGAGGAAGCUCAUCGAAAGGUCCUACAACGCCUACGAUGUGGAAAUCCCUGAUGACCCUACAUCGGCAGCGCAGUUCGCCGUCCUGUCCCACAUCGCCCCAUCCCUUAACGCACACACCCUUGCGGGAGCGUUGAGUGAUCUUGCUACGCCCGGCAAGGAGAAACCUCUACCAUUCAAUUUCUUGGCACGCACCGACACCGCGGCUGGCACGCCCGGCACAUCAAAGGCCCCAUCACCCGCCCCUGGCGAGGGCGCCAGCACCCCCGUUCCACCGCCGUUCGUCUUCGGAGCAGGCGGCGGUAGUCCCGCUCCCAGUGGACGGAAUGGCACUACCCCAGUGCCCACGAAUGGGGCAUCUGCGGCUCCCAACGGUACUGGCGCUGCCAACACGCUAGCCGUUCCUGUUGGCAUGCCAGCCGAGGCCGUCCAGCGCACGCCCAAGUCGAUGGCCGCAGAGCGUGACGCCGUGCUGCCAGUAAUGCCUCUUGACAUCGCCAUCAUGACGAGCAUUCAGAACGCCGCUAAGGGCGAUGAGAAGAAGGUCAGAGAACUGAUGGGAAGCAUCAUGGUUAUUGGCGGUGGUGCCAAGACACCGCACUUUGCGCCAUACCUUGAGGAGAAACUCAAGGCGCGCCGGCCGGACUUGUCGGAGCGUAUCCUGGUGAGCAGGAGCGCGAGGGAGAUGGACGAGCAGGUCGUUGUGUGGAAGGGAGCUAGCGUCUUUGCGAAGCUGUCGACCAACGAUUCAUGGAUCACAAACUAUGAGUAUAAGAUGCUGGGGUCUAGGGUUAUCUACCACAAGGCGCUGUGGCAGUAUUGA